Molecule: messenger RNA, 1883 nt
Organism: Rhinolophus ferrumequinum (greater horseshoe bat)
Lineage: Eukaryota; Metazoa; Chordata; Mammalia; Chiroptera; Rhinolophidae
Gene: GPANK1
Product: G-patch domain and ankyrin repeats 1
Exons: 5
Coding region: 682-1734 (350 amino acids)
Molecular function (GO): protein binding; nucleic acid binding
Source: RefSeq, a predicted model, not a curated record
CUCCACCGGAAGCGGAAGCCCUGUACCGUGUCCUGGGCCAGAGAGCUUGAAAAAUAUAGUCGGGUGAUCGCGGAACCCGGGGGUCGCGAGGGGGCGGGGUAAGGAACGAAGGUGGCUGGGUGAUUUCCUGCCGCUCCCCUCACACAGCGAACGAGACUUCGGCCCCGGCGCGCCCCUGCUGGCCAGGGGACUGACUUCAUCCCCAGGCAGCCCGUCGCCCGAACCAGACACGCCACUGGAGACCCCCGACGGGCCCCAUGUUUCACCUGGGGGUCCGGCCGCCUGAGGCAGGAGGGCUUGAAUGAGGCCUUCUGCUGCGGGCGCUAAGUGUGACCUUCGAACCCUGAUUGGAGUAAUGGCGUCUUCUAGUCGUCUGGCUACUUGAUCUUGUGAACUGCUUUGCAUAGAGGUGCCAUUUUGCAGUACGAAAGCUACAAGACAACGCAGGUUGCAGCCUUCCCCCAAAUGUGCUUCCUGCUUCCGGAGAAGUGUCAAGUCUGUUUUUGUUUGAGAAGAUAAUACCCAAAAUAGGAUCAAGGAAAGUCUAAAGGGCCAGACUGAUUGUUUUUCUUAAUGCAGGUCUCUGGAGGUGGCUGUGGUCACUGCAGGGCCACCACGGGAUUGGCUUGCAUGUUUCAUCUUCCCCUUGCCUAGUCUGAUUUUCUCAGCUCUCCCACAGCCAUGCCCAGGCCCUCCCUCAUCACCUUCACCCCGGCCACCGACCCCAGCGACCUCUGGAAAGAUGGGCAGCAGCAGGCACAGCCUGAAGAGCUGGAGCCUACCCUGGAUGGGGCUGCAGCCCGGGCUUUCUAUGAGGCUUUGAUUGGGGAAGAGAGCAGUGCCCCUGAACCCCAGAGAUCACAGCCUGAGCCUGCCAGUGAGAGAAAGCGGAAGAAGAGAAGAAUGAGGAGGGAGGCUGCAGCAGGAGCAGCAGGAGGGCAUGGACAAAGGAGAUCUCUUGAAGCUGAGGACAGAAUGACUCAGUGGAUACUGAGGGCAGCCCAGGAGGGGAACCUGGCAGAACUAAGAAGGCUCUUGGAUCCCCAUGAGGAAGGGGGAGCUGGGGGGAAUAUCAAUGCUCGGGAUGCCUUCUGGUGGACCCCCCUGAUGUGUGCUGCCCGAGCAGGCCAGGGAGCGGCUGUGCGCUAUCUCUUAGAGCGAGGGGCUGCCUGGGUUGGGGUCUGCGAGCUGGGUGGCAGGGAUGCUGCUCAGCUGGCCGAAGAAGCGGGCUUCCCUGAAGUGGCCCGCACCGUCAGAGAGAGCCACGGAGAGAUGAGGAGUCCAGAGAACCGGUCCCAGUCCUCCCCGCAGUACUGUGACACCUGUGAUGCCCACUUCCAAGACUCUAACCAUCACACAUCUACUGCUCACCUGCUGUCACUGUCCCGGGAUCGCCAGACCCCCAACCUGUCCCUUGGGAUCCCCACAUCCAGCCCAGGCUUCAAGCUACUGCUGAGGGGGGGUUGGGAGCCUGGAAUGGGGCUGGGACCCCAGGGCAAGGGCCGUGUUAUCCCCAUCCCCACAGUCCUCAAGAGGGACCAGGAAGGAUUAGGAUACAGACCAGCACCUCAACCUCGAGUUACACACUUUCGGGCUCAGGAUACCCGAGCAGUGGCUGGGAGGGAGAGAGUCCCUCAGGUGACUACACUGAGCCGGAGGGAGGAGAGAAGGCAGGAGGAGAAGGACAGAGCCUGGGAGCGGGAUCUGAGGACAUACAUGAACCUUGAGUUCUGACCUUGGCAAGGUCUGACCCUGGUCUGCUGCUGAGGUCUGAACUUGAGCCUCUGACCUGUCCAGGUCCCAGACCCUCAGGUUUUGGUCAGUAGGCCCUAUCUUUGGGAGAGGGGAGCUGAGUGAGAGUUGAGAAAUAAAUCAACCUUCUU